Messenger RNA from Hippocampus zosterae (dwarf seahorse), 1286 nucleotides. RefSeq names its product YJU2 splicing factor homolog (gene yju2). Gene Ontology annotation, cellular component: U2-type catalytic step 1 spliceosome. Gene Ontology annotation, biological process: mRNA splicing, via spliceosome. The transcript is spliced from 8 exons. Bases 44 to 1201 code for a protein of 385 amino acids. Lineage: Eukaryota; Metazoa; Chordata; Actinopteri; Syngnathiformes; Syngnathidae. The record is from RefSeq and is a predicted model, not a curated record.
GCUAUGAGAAGAAUGGCCUGUAGGCGGCAGAAAAACAACACAGAUGCGUCCACCCGGCCUGACGCGUGAGGAAGAAGAAGAAGAACCGGAAGUUUAUUUUAAACGGAUUUACUUCAGUACAGUGUUAGCUGUUCUUGUUCAAUUUGGCUGUGGAGCGACUGUAAGCAUGUCAGAAAGAAAAGUAUUGAAUAAAUAUUACCCUCCGGACUUUGAUCCGGCCAAAAUCCCGAAACUUAAACUUCCCAAAGAUCGACAGUAUGUGGUCAGAUUGAUGGCACCUUUCAACAUGAGGUGUAAAACCUGCGGCGAGUACAUCUACAAAGGAAAGAAGUUCAAUGCACGUAAAGAGACAGUCCAGAACCAACUGUACAUGGGACUCCCCAUCUUCCGCUUUUACAUCAAGUGUACUCGGUGCCUGGCGGAGAUUACCUUCAAGACGGAUCCGGAGAACACGGACUACGCCAUGGAGCACGGCGCCACCCGAAAUUUCCAGGCGGAGAAACUCAUCGAGGAGGAGGAGAAGCGAAUCCAGCAGGAGCGAGAGGACGAGGAGCUCAACAACCCCAUGAAGGUGCUGGAGAACCGCACCCGGGAUUCCAAGAUGGAAAUGGAGGUGCUGGAGAACCUCCAGGAGCUAAAGGAUCUGAACCAGAGACAGGCCCAGGUGGACUUUGAGGGGAUGCUCGGCCAGUACCGAGAACUGGAGAAGAGAGAAAGGGAGCGCGAGAAAGAAGAAGACGAGCGGGAGACCAAAGACAUGUUGGAGCGAGCGCUGGUGAAAAGAUUGCGAGACUCUGAUUCUGACAACGAAGAGGACGGCGGCAGCAACAGCCGAGACGUUUCGUCGGUAAAGUCCUCCAACGCGGACAAUCCGACGGACAUCCUCACGGCCGACAAACCCGCAGAAACACAUGGGACCGUCACGGCGAAAAAGGCCAAAAUGGAGAGCUGGGAGAAGAGUGUGGGCACGCUGGGUGCAGGUGGCGCUCUAGGAUCACUCGUCGUACGCAAGAAAACGGCAGUCAAGACCACUGCUGCGAGCUCACAAACGGUUAACAGUCCAGGCUUUAUAAACAAAAAGUUGCCCCCGGUUGGCGACACGGCUAACCUUUCAACUCCUUGUGCGGCUGCCUCGAAAGGAUCGUCGUCGCUCAGUCUGCUGGGUGCUUAUUCAGACAGUGAGAGCGGUGACAGCGAAUGAGGGUGAACAUGCAUCUGUGCACCCGUGAUAUAAUGCCAUUCGUGAAAUAAGUUUUAGUGCAUAAAUAAAUUCUCUUUGAAUGUAA